Messenger RNA from Sesamum indicum (sesame), 2471 nucleotides. RefSeq names its product 15-cis-phytoene desaturase, chloroplastic/chromoplastic. Gene Ontology annotation, biological process: carotenoid biosynthetic process. Lineage: Eukaryota; Viridiplantae; Streptophyta; Magnoliopsida; Lamiales; Pedaliaceae. Gene Ontology annotation, cellular component: chloroplast thylakoid. Gene Ontology annotation, molecular function: phytoene dehydrogenase activity. The record is from RefSeq and is a predicted model, not a curated record.
UAUAUUUUUAAUUUUUCUUUUUCGCUGAAUUGUUAUUGUUCUUGCCCUUAACAUAACAAUCAAACCAACCCCAUCAACGACUCCAAUCGACAUAUAUAUAUGUAUAUAUAUAUUCUGCUUUUACAGCCUACGAAUUGUCAACGCAUCCCACCGUAUUUAUUGCCAUUUUCAAAUAAACAUGUGAAUUUCGAUGUAUAUAUAUAUAUGUAUAUAUUCAAGUCUUGAAGUCAAGGCUCAAUCAUCUCUGGGUUCAUUCGUCAAGCAAACAGCAGUGGGCUGUUCUUGUUCUUGAUUUCUUCACAUCUCCCGUCAACCUUUACUCUCCACAACUCCGGGCAGCAUUGGUUGAGAGCAAAUCCUAAAUUUGGAAAAUGGCCCAAGUUGGACAUGUUUCUGCUGUCAGCCUGAGCAGACCAAAUAACAUAGCCAAUAUUUGGAGUUCACGAUCUGCCAAGACAAGUGGCUGCACCUCUAGGAGGUCCAGCAGCAGCACUGUUGCUCGAAUGUAUGGCUUGUCGUUUGCUGGUGGUGAUGCUAUGGGCCUUCAAUUAAGGAUUCCUCCUGUACAUGCUUUUACAUCAAGAUCUAACAGGGAUCCGCUCCCUUUGAAAGUUGUUUGCAUUGACUUCCCGAGACCAGAACUUGAGAAUACAAUCAACUAUUUGGAAGCUGCUUUUUUAUCUUCAUCUUUUCGUACUUCUCCCCGUCCAAACAAGCCAUUGCAAGUGGUUAUUGUUGGUGCAGGUUUGGCUGGUUUGUCUACAGCAAAAUAUUUGGCAGAUGCAGGCCAUAAACCAAUACUGUUGGAAGCAAGGGAUGUCCUGGGUGGAAAGGUGGCUGCAUGGAAAGAUGAUGAAGGAGACUGGUAUGAGACUGGCCUACAUAUAUUCUUUGGGGCUUACCCAAAUAUUCAGAACCUGUUUGGAGAGCUAGGCAUUAAUGACAGGUUGCAAUGGAAGGAGCAUUCUAUGAUAUUUGCAAUGCCAAACAAGCCAGGAGAGUUCAGCCGGUUUGAUUUUCCCGAAGUCUUACCAUCGCCAAUAAACGGAUUAUGGGCCAUCCUGAAGAACAAUGAAAUGCUUACUUGGCCAGAGAAAAUCAAGUUUGCCAUUGGGCUCUUGCCAGCCAUAAUUGGCGGUCAGUCUUAUGUCGAGGCUCAAGAUGGAAUAACAGUUGAAGACUGGAUGAGAAAGCAGGGCAUACCAGAUAGGGUUACUGAUGAAGUGUUCAUUGCCAUGUCAAAGGCACUGAACUUCAUAAACCCUGAUGAGCUCUCAAUGCAAUGUGUUUUGAUUGCUUUGAACCGAUUUCUGCAGGAGAAGCAUGGAUCAAAGAUGGCUUUUUUGGAUGGUAAUCCGCCAGAAAGACUAUGCAUGCCAAUUGUUGAUCAUAUACAGUCUCGUGGUGGCCAAGUCCGACUUAACUCACGAAUACAAAAGAUUGAGCUAGAUAAAGAUGGAAGUGUCAAAAGCUUCAUACUAAAUAAUGGAAAUGUGAUUGAAGGAGAUGCAUAUGUAUUUGCAACUCCAGUCGAUGUCCUGAAGCUUCUUCUACCGGAGGACUGGAGGGAGAUUGAAUAUUUCAAGAAAUUGGAGAAAUUAGUCGGAGUUCCAGUUAUAAAUGUUCACAUAUGGUUUGACAGAAAACUGAAGAACACAUAUGAUCAUCUACUUUUCAGCAGAAGUCCACUUCUCAGUGUAUAUGCUGACAUGUCAGUGACUUGUAAGGAAUACUAUAACCCUAACCAAUCCAUGUUGGAGUUGGUUUUUGCACCGGCAGAAGAAUGGAUCUCACGCAGUAAUGAAGAAAUCAUUGAUGCCACAAUGAAGGAACUCGCAAAACUAUUUCCUGAUGAAAUUUCUGCUGAUCAGAGCAAAGCAAAAAUAUUGAAGUACCAUGUAGUUAAAACUCCACGAUCUGUAUAUAAAACUACACCUGGCUCUGAGCCUUGUCGUCCAUUACAAAAGUCUCCAGUAGAAGGAUUCUACUUAGCUGGUGAUUAUACAAAGCAAAAAUACUUGGCCUCGAUGGAAGGUGCCACCCUAUCAGGAAAGCUUUGUGCUCAGGCAAUUGUAAAGGAUUAUGAAUUGCUGGCUGCCAAAGGACAGAGGAAGAAGGUUCCUCAAACCACCUUUGCCUAAUGCAUUUGGACUUUUCAAGUGCUAUAUUUGCAGCGCACGAUCGAUUCAUGGAAGACAAAAGAUAAGGAUGAAGCUUAUGUACAUGUUAGACUCAACGAAAUAGAAACAUAAGAAAAUUGGCUCAACAUUUUUUUGGUGGUGUGGAAACAUUAGAUCGUCGUACUUGGAUGUUCCAAAUUGUAAGAUGCUGAACUCAAAUCUUUUCUUUCUUGAAUUGGAAAUAACAGUUGUUACAAUUGCCUAAUUGGUGAUUUGAAGUUAAAUGAUAACAGUAAGUAUUCAUUGUAAUUCUUCAUUCAGUAUGCCUUCCCACAAGAUGCGAAUUAUUGA